Messenger RNA from Felis catus (domestic cat), 1004 nucleotides. RefSeq names its product olfactory receptor 2T2-like. Gene Ontology annotation, cellular component: membrane. Gene Ontology annotation, biological process: G protein-coupled receptor signaling pathway. The record is from RefSeq and is a predicted model, not a curated record. The coding region runs from base 78 to 1004 and encodes 308 amino acids. NCBI's taxonomy places the organism in Eukaryota, Metazoa, Chordata, Mammalia, Carnivora, Felidae. Gene Ontology annotation, molecular function: G protein-coupled receptor activity; olfactory receptor activity. The transcript has a single exon.
AUUUUAACAAAGCACCACAUCCUUUGUUAUAUAACUUUUCCAAUUUUUCAGUUUGAAUAAACCAUUUAAAUUAAAACAUGGAGCAGAAGAAUGAAAACUCAACUGAUUUUAUCCUCCUGGGACUCUUUCCCUGGUUCAGUUAUCCCUACCUCCUCAUCCUCCUCCUCCUUUUUAUUUACAUUAUUGCCUUUACUGGAAACUCCAUACUAAUCCUCCUCAUCUGGCUGGACUCCUGCCUCCAUACCCCCAUGUACUUCCUGCUCAGUCAGCUGUCCCUCAUUGACUUGACUUACAUCUCCAGCACAGUCCCCAAGGUGGUUACCAACUAUUUCACAGAGAGGAAGAACAUUUCCUAUUUCGCCUGUGCCACUCAGCUCUUUUUCUUUCUCACCCUUGGUCUUGCUGAGUGCAUCUUGCUGACCCUAAUGGCCUAUGACCGCUGUGUGGCUGUGUGUAACCCCCUGAGAUACACAAUUCUCAUGAAUCCCAAGGUCUGUAAGCAGAUGGCUGCUGCAGCCUGGAUUGGAGGGUCCCUUGCAGCCCUUAUACACACCAUCUACCCAAUGAAUUUCCCUACCUGUGGUUCCAGGGAAAUUAAUCAUUACUUUUGUGAGAUGCCUGCCAUCCUGAGGUUGUCUUGUGUGGAUAUAUCAGUCUAUGAAAUGGUAAAAUUUGUAUCAACAAUUGUGUUUCUCCUCGUCCCAUUUUUUCUUAUUCUGGUCUCCUACACUCUCAUCUUCCUCACUGUUCUGAAGAUGAAUUCUUGGAAAGGAAGUAACAAAGCACUUUCCACCUGCUUCUCCCACCUGACAGUAGUGAGUCUCUACUUUGGUCAAGCCAUCUUCAUUUACAUGACACCCAGUUCUCACACACUUGAACAAGAUCAGAUUGCAGCUGUACUUGGCACCAUAGUGACCCCCAUGCUAAAUCCCCUCAUCUACAGCUUAAGGAACAAAGAAGUGGUGGGGGCCCUGAGGAAGUGCAUGGGAAGAUGUGGCAAUUGA